AGGGGAGGGGGAGGCGUAGGGAGACCGAUCGAAGAGCACGGCGGCGCCCAACGAAAAUAAAACCCUUCUUUCUUCUCUUUCUUUAAUCGUUUGUUGUUAGUUUUUGAGAGGAAGAGAGGAGGGAGAUGAGGAGUGGGGGGGAAUAGAGAGAGAGAUCAAGAGAGAAAUCUAUAAUAAUAAAUAAAAAAAGAUGCGAACAAUAUGCGAUGUCUGCGAGAGUGCGGCUGCUGUGCUCUUCUGUGCUGCUGAUGAGGCUGCCCUCUGCAGAUCCUGCGAUGACAAGGUCCACAUGUGCAACAAACUCGCCAGCCGGCAUGUUAGAGUAGGACUUGCUGACCCUAGUGAAGUUCCUCGCUGCGAUAUAUGUGAAAAUGCCCCUGCUUUCUUCUAUUGUGAUAUAGAUGGAACUUCCCUGUGCUUGCAAUGUGAUAUGAUUGUGCAUGUUGGAGGAAAAAGAACCCACGGAAGGUAUCUCCUACUGAGGCAGAGGGUUGAGUUUCACGGCGAUAAGCAAGGCCAUGUAGAAAAUGUGGCCAUGCAGUCCAACGAACAAGUAGAAAAUAGAAAGGAUCAGAAUCAUGUGGCAAAGCUCAUGAUGAUAGAGAAUAUGCAAAAUCACAAAGUACCAGCUGCAACUCCUUUAGAUGUCAACGGUGAUGAUCACGGCAAGAUUGACACAAAAAUGAUUGACCUUAACACAAGACCUUAUCGGAAUCUUGGGCAGGCUUCAAACUCUAGGAGUCAGAGCAUGGAUUACCUGAGUGGGAGCAACAAUAACGGUUCAUGAUUGGAUCUUUCAGGAGAAUUAUCACAGAACAAACUUAGUAGUGAGGUACAAUUCAAUAAUGGUGUAAUGUACAUUAACCCUUUAUUCUGUUGUUUCAUUAUAGCAGUGAUCGGAGUAACUGAUCUGUCUUCUUUAAUUUGGUUUUUAUCGGACAAUUGGCCUGCGGCUCAGAUCUGCUUUAGAGGAUUCUGUGUGACUUCUGUCCUUGUUGCCAUGAAAUUGUAUUGUAAUGCAUUUCUUGUACAAAAGUUUGCAGUAAAUUUCUGGCUUGUUUUAGAUUUAUAUAGUUAUUCCUACUAAAUGCACUAAUUCCAGUUUUCGGGUU
Molecule: messenger RNA, 1112 nt
Organism: Asparagus officinalis (garden asparagus)
Lineage: Eukaryota; Viridiplantae; Streptophyta; Magnoliopsida; Asparagales; Asparagaceae
Product: B-box zinc finger protein 19-like
Exons: 5
Coding region: 191-787 (198 amino acids)
Biological process (GO): regulation of DNA-templated transcription; photomorphogenesis
Cellular component (GO): nucleus
Molecular function (GO): zinc ion binding
Source: RefSeq, a predicted model, not a curated record